AUGAGCAAAAAAUCUUACUUUAUGCGACAUUAUGAAACGAAUUUUUCGGAUUUCGAUUCGUUUUCUGAAGCGAUUCAGUUUUCGAUUUUGCUGUCAUCUGAUUUAUUUUUGAAGCUUAUUGACCUGAGUGGAAUCAUAUUGUUAUAUGAACAGAAAGCGCAAAUAACGGACGAAAUUUGGGAUGAAUUAUUAAAACUUGGAAUGAAAGGACAAAAAUUGACAGUCUUUCUUUGAGCAGUGGACGAUCAAUUUAUGUGUUUAUCAGCAGCUCGGGCUUAUAUGGCGUUAUCAUCUUUAAACGGCUCUCAAGCUUUCAGUAUCUUUCAUCCAUCUGUCUUUCAGAGGGCUUUGGACUCUAUGCGUUUGGUAUAUCGAUUGUUGAUUCUCGAUGGUUUUCGUGGUACAGGUCUUGGAACAACUACAAAAGCAUUCAAAUUUAAAAGUAAAGGAAAACGUAAUGCGAUUAGGAAACAAAAAGAGCAAUCUUCAUGUAUUGAACGAACAGUGAUUGAACUGUCUGCUGAUGAUCGAUCUCAAUUUAAAAUGCUGCUUUUCGAUACUACUGAAUCUUUCUUUGUUCUACUUAAUAAAGUCUCUCUUUCCCAAUAUAAUAUUAUUCUAAUGAAUGUGACGGAUCUUUUGCGCGAUUUUUUAAUAAUAGAUCUUUCCGAUCAAGUUUUAGUGGGCAAAAUUCGUCGACUUUCUGAAUUUCAGCAGUUGAACAAAAUUUCUAACCGUUCAUUCGCUUUAAUGCAUCGCUUGAUUGAUUGUCGUCAUUGUGCUGCACAGAUUUUAUUUUGUCGAAUUGCAAUGCCAAGAAUAUUAUACUAUACUUUUGAGAAUAUGGUCUUGCCAUCAGGCACGCAUCCUUCAAAGACAAUGAUUGAACACAAGAAUGCAAUCGUUCGAUUUCUUAAAUGUAGAAUUCAGGAAAAUAUGAAAGAUGAAUUAGACGCAUUACUUAUCAUUCUAAAGACUGUUUGUUAUCGUUGCCCUGAUCGAUUAGAUUAUAGAACUAAAGUAGCUAAUGUCUUAAUGGAAAUCCUUAUAUUAUUGCCAGUGAGCUAUCACCAUGAUUUUGCAAAUUUUUUGCGAAUUUUUGGUUCCUAUGCAAAAAUAUUUUGUCGUGCGUUUGCGGUUGAAAUUGCUUCAAUAUUUCUUCAACAAAUAGAUUUCACUGGCUCUGAACAGAAUAUGAUUAAUAAUUACAUGGCAUGUGAUGAAUUAAUAAACAAAUGUGAGCUUGAAAAUCAGAGAGAUCAAACACUUCCAUCUUUUGUAAACGAUGAAGAAGACAAGUUGGAAGAAGAGAGGAAGAAUAAUGUUUCAAGGCAAAAGGAAUUUUCGGUAAAAAAGAAUGUUGGUUUCAAUAUCAAAAGUAAUUUGUUGCCAGCAAAAAGUUUUGAGCCUCGAUCUGCAUUAUUGACAUUUCUUCUUCAAGCUUGUAUGGAUAAAGCUCCAACUAUCGCUGUCGAACUGAAAAAUGAAAACUUCGAUGUAUUCGAAGAGAAAACUAAUACAGCUUUGUUGAACUUAAUUAUUUGCCGCUGUGAAGAUGAAAGGGUUUCUUCACGUAAAACUGCCAUUUCUGCUUUAGAAGCAUUAUUUCCAUAUUUGUCUAAGGAAGAUUCGUUUUUUGCUAUCCAGUGCUUCAAGGAUCGCUGUCGUGACUUAUCUCUAGUUGUUCGCAAACAAGCAGCAGAAUCAUUAAGUAGACUAUUUGCUUCAUCUGCAACAACUACGGAUAUUUUGGAUGAAGUCUGGUUGACUGCAGUUUUACCUCUUGUUAUAGAUCGGGAGCAAUCAGUUAGUCAAUGCGCUUGUGAACUUAUUUUUAACAUUGUCAUUCUUCCUAUAUUAAAUAAUUCUGAUAUAGCUAUGCGAAUUCUGAAAAUUGUGGAACAGAAGGCCAAUUAUAGAAGAUUUAUUAUACGAGUCCUUUCUCAACAAUCAAAUGAAGGCAAAUUGACUCGAGACUUUGCUGAAGCUCUUUUAUCCAGAUACGGGGAUCAUGUUGAAAAGUGCGUAAUUUGGAUGCUAUUGAAAGAUCUAAGUACCAUUUUCAAGAUAAAUUGCAAUUUUGCUGUAAAAGCGUGGUUUGAACUGGAGGAAGAUCAUGAAAGUAACGUGGUUGCAUAUAUUGCUCAUGUUCUUGCCCGAUGUGGAAAGGAACUAAAUAUUAAUGAAAGGCGUAAAUUAAAAGAUGAUAUCUCCAAAAAACUGCUAGGAUUUAGGAUUCACGAGUCGUUUUUAUCAACAGUUUAUUUUGCUUUUUCGCAGAUUCUUAAAGAGGACGACGAAGAUUUGUCUAAUUGUAAAAAUUUUCUGGAAUUCAAUCGAUCAUUUCUUGAUAAUUGUUAUCAGUGUUUACAUAGCACCAUUUAUCGCUCAAAUGAAUAUGUGAGCGACUUGCUCUCUUCGCAGAAUGGUCCAGACAAUAAAUCUAUACAGCGUCUUGUUCGUAUCAUCGUUUCAAUUGGUGAAGCUAUGCAAUACGAUUCUUCGCUAAUUAAUAAUAAAAUUUUCGAUUUAUUGCAAUUAAUUAUUGCGUCUGAUACUAUAUACCAACAAAUGUCACAAAGUAUUAAAACAAUUUCUUCUCACUGUAUAGAUAAUAUAAACUACAAAGAAAAGUGUUUGACGCAGUAUUCAUCAAGGAGAGAGGCUAAUGAUAAGGAAGAAGCGACUUUCAAAAUUCGUCAAGCAUCGAACGAUCAUUUGCCAGGAUCUCAAAAAUUUUCGCAAGGUACUGCUAUUAGUUUACCUGGGUCUAUUCAAUGUAGCGUCAAUAUGGAAGCUUUAACAUCUAGUGUGCGUGCAUAUGCAAUACUCGCACUGGGAAAGAUGUGCAUUCUUGACGAAAAUCUUGCAAAAAUAUGUAUCCCUGUUUUCGCAAAACAACUUACCAUUAAUCCCGACCAUAUAAUCCGUAAUAAUAUUAUAUGUGUGAUGUGUGAUCUUUUCAUGAGGUUUGCGCUUUUGGUUGAUUGUCACGCUGCAGUAGUUGCAUCUUGUCUGAAAGAUUCAUCUACUUUCAUACGCAAGCAGAUAUUAAUGCUUCUCACAAAAUUGAUUAAAGAGCAAUUUAUUCGAUGGGAAGGACAGAUAAUGUAUCACUUCGUAUCGACAUUACUUGAUGAAAAUGAAGAAAUUCGAAAUUAUGCUGAAAUGUUUCAGAUUGAUGUACUAUUGGUGCAAUUUCCCAGCAUGUUUGUUAAUCAUUUUAUAGAAUGCAUAUUUUAUUUCAAUUCAGUUGUGCACGGUUCAUGGAUUACAAUAAAUAAAGCUCUUGAUGAAGAUGUGGAACAAAGAAAUCUAAAAUGUGCUCUAAGUGGGGCAAAAAAUAAAGUGGCUCGCAUGAAGUUAUACAAAUUUAUGAUGAAAACUUUUGACGAUCAAAAUAAAUUCACAGUAAUGGUCCGAAUUGGUCAAGAAGUGUAUUUGGCUGUUGUUGAUGGUGUGUUGGAUUUCAAUGAUCGCAAAAUUCAAAUGUUGCUGGUCGAUUGUAACGAAAUAAUGUGCUCAAAUGAAAUCAAACUUUCAAUGAAUUUAGGCCAGUGCAAUUCGAAAACAGAUGAUGAUGAUGAACCUCCUUUAGCUGUUCAAGACGUAGCCAAAAAAAUUGUAUCAUCAGCCUUUCGCAGAGGAAUUAUUGAGGCUAUUUUACCACACAUUAUUCAACUUAAAUAUUUUUUGCAAGAAUAUAAACAACCGGAAUUAGAAAAAGGAAUUAUUUUUGUACUGAGAGAACUUUGCAAAGAUCAUCGAGAACAAUUAGAUGAAUUUCUUGCUAGUGAUCGGCAAUUAAUGGCUGAAAUCCAAUUCGAUUUGAAAAAGCUAGAAGAAGAAGAAAAAAAUAAAAGAUUAACUGUUUCGAAAAUUAAUGAUAUUAAUCCUCAUAAAGUUAAAUCGCAAGCAAAUGAGGUACCUAGCAAUAAUUCAAUUAACAAUAAUGUUGAACUCAUACCUGUAUCAGCUUCUAUUUGUUCACAAAACCAAAAAAGUGCUAUAAAAGAAAUUAAUUCCGAUGAAUAUAAUGUAUCAAUUGUUGCUAAACAAACAGCUUUUAUGUCUUCUGGAACUGAUGGCGACAGAAACUCUUCAAACCCCUCUGCGCUAAUGCAUAAUAAUGAAUCGUAUCGAACAGCGAAAAACGUAAGUAUUUCAGCGGCGAAUGUCGCAAAUGUUCAAAACAAAAAUAAUGAAAAGCGUAUAGAAGUAGAUAGAGCAGAAGAAGAUAGAGCAGAUAAUAUAUCAAAAAAGACUCUCUUGGAUCCAGAAGAUGUCAUAUCAAAAAAAACAAAUAUUGCUACAAGAGCUAUUUCUACUCCUGAACGCACAUUUGCUGAGCUGACUUUUCGGUUCGCAGAUGUAUCUAUUAUACAAAAAACUGGACCUUCUUCAGAUAAUAAAUGA
Dracunculus medinensis (Guinea worm) is the source of this 4416-nucleotide messenger RNA. The record is from the annotation of a GenBank genome assembly. Lineage: Eukaryota; Metazoa; Nematoda; Chromadorea; Rhabditida; Dracunculidae.